CCUGGGGGAAGGGGGGUCAUGUGACAAGGAGGCAAGAUGGCUGCCUUCCCGUGGCAUCCAAGGUCUAGAAAUUACACAUCAGAGUUUGAAUCAUGCAGACUGGAGGCUAUACCUGUGGAAUUUGGGGACUACCAUCCACUGAAACCCAUUACAGUUACUGAAUCGAAGACCAAGAAAAUGGGUCGGAAAGGAAGUACUUCCUCUACCUCCUCCUCUUCUUCCAGUUCAAUGAUAGACCCACUAAGCAGUGUGUUGGAUGGCACUGAUCCCUUGUCAUUGUUCGCAGCAACAGCAGAUCCAGUGUCUACUGCAGCUAACACGGAUAGUACAAGAAAGAAACGUGAUAAAGACGACAGCUUGGUUGUAGGAAGUGACUUUGAACCAUGGUCAAGCAAACGUGGUGAAAUCCUUGCUAGAUACACAACGACUGAAAAACUUUCCAUUAAUCUGUAUAUGAGUUCUGAAAAAGGAAAAGCUACGACGCCUGGCUCAGCAGUUUCUGAGAAGGUGCGAACAAGGCUAGAAGAGCUGGAUGACCUUGAAGAGGGUUCACAGAAAGAGCUGUUGAAUUUGACUCAGCAGGAUUACAUGAAUCGGAUUGAAGACCUCAAUCAGUCACUGAAGGAUGCCUGGGCCUCUGAUCAGAAAGUAAAAGCUCUAAAAAUAGUUAUCCAGUGUUCUAAACUUCUUUCGGACACAACUGUAAUCCAGUUUUAUCCAAGUAAAUUUGUUCUAAUUACAGAUAUACUUGAUACAUUUGGAAAACUAGUAUAUGAAAGAAUUUUAUCCAUGUGUCUGGAUAAUCGUGGCUCUUUACCAGAUAAUUUUACUCCAGAAAGUGUUAAUGAUACUGCCAAAGAAACCUGUUUAAACUGGUUCUUCAAGAUUGCUUCAAUCAGAGAGCUCAUUCCCAGAUUCUAUGUGGAAGCAGCAAUAUUGAAAUGCAACAAGUUUCUGUCCAAAACGGGAAUUUCAGAAUGUCUCCCGCGACUAACAGCUAUGAUUAGAGGAAUUGGAGAUCCACUGGUUGCAGUCUAUGCAAGAGCGUACCUGUGCAGGGUUGGGAUGGAAGUGGCUCCUCAUCUUAAAGAAAGCCUUAACAAGAAUUUUUUUGACUUCCUUCUAACAUUUAAGCAAAUGCAUGGAGAUACUGUUCAGAAUCAGCUGGUAGUGCAGUGUGUGGAGAUUCCAUUGUAUUUGACUCUCUACUCUCCUGCUAUAGAUUGGAUUUUACAGUGUAUUGCGUACCGUGCUCCCGAGAUUCUGCUUACCGAGAUGAUGGAGAGAUGCAAGAAACUGGGGAACAAUGCCUUGCUGUUGAAUUCAGUGAUGUCAGCAUUCAGAGCAGAGUUUAUUGCUGCAAGAUCUAUGGAUUUUAUUGGCAUGAUUAAAGAGUGCGAUGAAUCUGGAUUCCCCAAGCAUCUUCUCUUUCGCUCUUUGGGGUUAAACUUGGCCAUGGCUGAUCCUCCUGAAUGUGAUCGCCUUCAGAUAUUAAAUGAAGCCUGGAAGGUUAUCACAAAAUUGAAGAACCCACAGGAUUAUAUUAACUGUGCAGAAGUGUGGGUGGAGUAUACCUGCAGACACUUUACGAAGCGUGAGGUCAAUACUAUUUUGGCAGAUGUUAUCAAACACAUGACUCCAGAUCGUGCAUUCGAAGAUGCCUAUCCACAGCUUCAGUCAAUUAUUCAGAAAAUUAUCGCCUAUUUCCAUGACUUUUCUGUACUUUUUUCAGCGGAGAAAUUCUUACCAUUCCUGGAUAUGUUCCAAAAAGAAAGUGUGAGAGUGGAGGUUUGCAAGUGCAUUAUGGAAGCUUUUAUUAAACAUCAACAAGACGCUACUAAAGACCCUGUCAUACUCAAUGCUCUUCUACACGUGUGCAAGACCAUGCAUGAUUCUGUGAAUGCACUAACACUUGAAGAUGAAAAGAGAAUGUUAGCAUCUUUGAUAAAUGGAUUUAUAAAAAUGGUAUCAUUUGGCCGAGACUUUGAGCAGCAGCUGAGUUUUUAUGUUGAAGCUAGAUCAAUGUUUUGCAAUCUGGAGCCUGUUCUUGUCCAGCUGGUUCAUUCUGUGAACCAACUGGCAAUGGAAACAAGAAAAGUGAUGAAAGGAAAUCAUUCCAGAAAGACAGCCGCAUUUGUCAGGGCUUGUGUUGCCUUCUGCUUCAUUACAAUUCCAUCUCUGACUAGUAUCUUUGCACGUCUUAAUUUGUACCUGAACUCUGGACAGGUUGCCCUGGCAAAUCAGUGCCUUUCACAAGCUGAUGCUUUUUUCAAAGCUGCAGUGAGCCUUGUUCCUGAAGUCCCAAAGAUGAUCAAUAUAGAUGGGAAGAUGCGGCCCUCUGAACCAUUCCUCCUGGAAUUCUUCUGUAAUUUCUUUUCCACUUUAUUAAUUGUGCCUGACCAUCCAGAACAGGGAGUGUUGUUUCUGGUGCGAGGACUACUCAAUGUGAUCCAGGAUUAUACAUGGGAGGAUAAUAGUGAUGACAAAGUUCGGAUUUACACCAAUGUUUUGCAUCUACUCUCGGCAAUGACUCAGGAGACCUAUAUCUACCACAUAGACAAAGUUGAUUCCAAUGACACCCUCUAUGGUGGAGACUCCAAAUUCCUGAUUGAAAUUAACAAGCUGUGUGAGGCGGUGAUUGCUCAGAUCCUGGACCAUCUGAAGACCCUUGGACAGGAGGAGACUCUGAAGCGCCAAAGCCAGCUGGCUCUCUACUUCUUUAAUAGUAUUUUAGCUCAUGGAGAUCUACGGAACAACAGACUAAACCAGCUUUCAGUCAAUCUCUGGAACCUGGCGCAGAAGCACGGCUUUGCUGACACCAAGACCAUGGUGAAAACAUUGGAAUACAUCAAGAGGCAAAGCAAACAACCCGAAAUGAGUCAUUUUACAGAGCUGGCACUAAGACUCCCUCUGCAGUCCAGGACCUGAUGAACGUUACCCUUUCCAGAGUCAUCUGUAAGGAAGAGCAUGUUGCCAAGUCCA
Messenger RNA from Mauremys mutica (yellowpond turtle), 2982 nucleotides. It is a transcript of the gene VPS35L, whose product is annotated as VPS35 endosomal protein sorting factor like. The transcript has 31 exons. Gene Ontology annotation, cellular component: endosome. Gene Ontology annotation, biological process: endocytic recycling. Bases 37 to 2928 code for a protein of 963 amino acids. The record is from RefSeq and is a predicted model, not a curated record. Lineage: Eukaryota; Metazoa; Chordata; Testudines; Geoemydidae.